AUGGGGAAUGUGAGGUCUAGUGUUGGAGGUGGAAGUGGAGUAAACUGAAUUGAAGUACUCGGAAAACAGGUUAGAAAUAUCUUGUGGACCAGAGCAAAUCUAAAUUGACUUCGUUGGGAAUAAUAUUUUCAGACCUGUGGUUUUGAACAAUUUUCCACAAGAAGUUGGGGUUAUUUUUAAUUUAAUUUAAUUUUUAUUUCAUCUAAAAAAAUCGAUAUUUAUAUUAUAAUACUUAAAAACAACACUAUUUUCUAAUUCAUUUAAAAUUAAAUUCCUAAUAUUUUAAAUUGAUUUAGAGUAAUGUAAAAAAAAAAAUUGAAACAAAUAGGUAUAACUUAGCAGUAAUUUAUCAUUAACAUAGGUAUUAUUAUUACAUACCUACUAUUUGUACACAUGUUUUAUUGAUGUAAAUAAUAUUUUGUUUAAACAAAUCCAUACGGUAGGUAAUAGUUUUUAAUCAUUUAUUUUAGGGGGUUUUGAAUUUUUACUAUUGUGGAAUAACUCUAUUUUUUUCCCAAUUAAGUUAUAUAAUAUAACAUAUAAGUAUAUAUACUUAUGUAUAUAUAUAUAAAUAUAUAUUUAUGUAUGUAUACAUAUAUAACUAUUUUUUUUUUUAAAUACUAUUUAUUAUUAAAAUAGCAAUGAAUACAUAAAUACAUAUAUUAAUAUAUUAUUUAAAUAUAAGUAGUGCAAAAUAUUCCAGUGAAAAUAUUUUAUAAGAAAAAUAUAUUGAAUUAACAAAAUAUUGGACAAUUAUUUUUUUAUAAUUAUAAUGAGGUUAUUUUUGUACACAUUAUUAGUUAGCACACUAGCAAUUUCAAAAACAGUAGUAAGUUAUUUAUAUUAAAUUAAUUUCUUCAAUAAAGUAUUUUUUUAAAUAAAUAUUAUACAUACAAGUAUGUGUAUUUAAAUUUUUAUAUUUAUGUAUCAGUAUAGUACACAUACAUACAUUAAAUUAUAAUAUUUUUAUAUUAUGUAAACAAAAAUAAUAAAUUGAGGAAAUUAUACUUAUGAACAACUUUUCUAUCAGAGAUUUUUCUCUGAUGUAUAGAGUGUAGCAUCGUUUUGGAAAUUAAGUUUAGUUAAUACUUUAAACAAGUCAUUUUUUUGAUUUUUCAAAUUGUAUUCAUAAUGAUUAGAAAAAAUUGGGAUAAACUUAGAAAAUAUAGAAAAUUUAAGUAAAGUGUAAAAGAAAUUUUUCUCCAAAUCAUUUUUCCUUAGCAAUAGUUCAUUGUUACUAACAGAUAUAAAUUAAAUUCUCCUUUAUAUCUUACAUUCCCAAUUUCUUACCUAUACAAAAGUAGCCCAACAAUCGUUUGAAGUAUGUCCGUUCAUUUUAUUCUAUUACUAUAUAAAAGAAAAAUGAGAUUUUCUUAUAUAAUAAAUAAUGAAAGAUAGACUUCGGUUAUUUCUGAACCAUACAUUUGUGUUUCCCAAAAUUGAAGAUAAUACGAAAAUGUAUAAUAUUUAAAUAAAAGAUAUUUUCUGUUUAGGUGCCGAUUAUUUAUAUUUUAAAAUAAUACUGUACACUAUUAUUUUUUUUUUUUUGUCUGCAAAUAAAAUUAUUGAUAAUAUUAUUCUAUUGCAGGACUUAAAAAUAAUAAUAUUAUAUAAAACCACAAAUUUAAUUAAAAUGUUGUUAUUUAUGUUAAUAGGAAAUCGUAUAAAUAAUAUCAUAUUUUACUAAUUUCCGAAGAUAUUUAAUAAAAUAAAAUUUCGGUUUUGCUAAAUAUAAUGCUUUAAUAUUAAUAUAUUUUAAUAUACAUUUAGAAAGCCGUUACUUUUAGUUAGGUAGAUAAAGGUUAUAGUGUUUAAAAUCGAAAAAAGACUGAAAUAUUCAAAUUAUUUUAUUUCUUACGUGAUCAUAGUGUGAUUAAAUAUUAUCAAAUAUAAGUGGAUUAAUUAUGAAGAGUAAAGAUAAAUAAGAAUAAUAUUUAUAAACUAAUAAGUUCAUACAAUUAUUUGACAAUGGAUUUUCAUAAUUUAACAUAUUAAAAGGAAAUUAUAUUUUAAUAUAGAUUUAAAGAUGCAAAUACACAUAAAAAUAUGCACAGCAAUAUUAUUUAGCUAAUAACUAUUUUAAAAUUUAUCAGUUACUAAUAUAAUUUCAAUUUUUAAUUAAAGCGCACAGAUAAUCCACAACCUUCAGAUCAAACUAAUUUGGAAUUGUCUGUUUCCAAUGACCAGUCAAAUUCAUAUCAAAACCAAAAUUCACUUAAAGCAGAUGUGACAAAUGAUGGUAAACAUGCAUCCUUAGACGCAAGUUCCCAAACAGUUCAAAAUUCUCAAUCGAAAAACGAAUUGCAUUUAAAUAUUGAACAAAGUGAUACGGACUCAGACCCAAAUGACAGUACAAUUUCAAAUAGUGCAAUGACAAAUGAAAAUAUUAAUACACUGCAACAACAGAGCUAUAAUUUUAAAGAAAGUAAUAGCUUAUUACUAAACAUGCAAAAUAACAAUAUAGAUAAUGAUAAUAAUAACUCCCCAGAUAGCGGAACUGACGAUUUAGAGAGUAAUAAUCCAACAGGUCAAAACUUUGGAUUAAUAUCUCCACAGCCAGACGGAGCAAGUCCUCAAAUAUUAGGCAGUGGGAUACAAACAAAUAGUCCAACACAAGGACAAAACAUAAUGAGUCUAAGUGGAACAGAUCCAAAUUCAAUAAAUAACGCAGAUGCGUAUGGGCCCACUCAACCACGAGAUUCUAGUUCACCUCAAGGAAGUCCAAUCAAUUAUAAUGACGAUAACAUUCCCACUGCAGGUGGAAGUUCAAAUGGGAAUACACCACCGAGUUCUGGAGGAACGACUAGUCCGGAUUCCUCUCAAAUUGGAAGCGGUAGCUUACCGAUAAGUACGUCUCCAGGUGGUCAAAACGGAUUGAAUCCUAGUUUAUUUGAUCCAAAUUCACCAAACGAUGCAGGCACGUUUGGGCCCUCUCAAUUUCCAGAUUCUAGUUCACUUCAAGGGAGUCCAAACAAUAAUAAUAAUGAUAACAUUCCACCUGCAGGCGGAAUUUCAAAUGGGAAUACACCACCGAGCUCUGGAGGCCCGGCAAGUCCGGAUUCCCCUCAAAUUGGAAGCGGUAGCUUACCGAUAAGUACGUCUCCAGGUGGUCAAAACGGAUUGAAUCCUAGUUUAUUUGAUCCAAAUUCACCAAACGAUGCAGGCACGUUUGGGCCCUCUCAAUUUCCAGAUUCUAGUUCACUUCAAGGGAGUCCAAACAAUAAUAAUAAUGAUAACAUUCCACCUGCAGGUGGACUUUCAAAUGGAAAUUCACCACCAAGUUCCGAAGGAUCGUCUACUGUAACUAAUUUAUACACUAAAUCUUCGGAGUUAAGUAAUUCAGAAUAUUUUAAUGGUGGUGUGAGUCAUUCAGAAAGCAGUCAAUUUGAAGAAAGUAUAAGUAUAACUAGUGAUAGUACUGAAAUGGAAACUCAACAAUAUGUCCUGAAUUCAUACAGUAGCGGGAAAUUUAUUUGUGAUGGCUAUGGUAAAAUUAUUGGCGUUGUCUUUAAUCAUUCUGCAGAUAGUGGUCAAGGGCUCGAUACUAUUGAUUUGGACACAAAUAGUGUUAUUUGGGAAGAUAUUAAUAUGCUUGGGCUCGAUAUAUAUCAAUUUAGUGGAAACGCUGGAAAUUAUGUAGGUGAUAAAGCUGAUAACGCAUACACUUCUUCUAAAAAUUCCCUAGGUGAUGCUGCAAAUUAUGUAGGUGAUAAAGCUGACAAUGCAUACACUUCUUCUAAAAAUUCCUUAGGUGAUGCUGCNGCAGGUGGAAGUUCAAAUGGGAAUACACCACCGAGUUCUGGAGGCCCGUCAAGUUUGGAUUCCCCUCAAAUUGGAAGCGGUAGCUUACCGAUAAGUACGUCUCCAGGUGGUCAAAACGGAUUGAAUCCUAGUUUAUUUGAUCCAAAUUCACCAAACGAUGCAGGCACGUUUGGGCCCUCUCAAUUUCCAGAUUCUAGUUCACUUCAAGGGAGUCCAAACAAUAAUAAUAAUGAUAACAUUCCACCAGCAGGUGGAAGUUCAAAUGGGAAUACACCACCGAGUUCUGGAGGUCCGGCAAGUCCAAGUUAUCCGCAAUUCGGAAUUGGUUUGGUACCGUUAAGUUAUUUACCAAGUGGUCAAAACGGAGUAAAUCCCAGUUUAUUUGAUCCAAAUUCAAUAAAUAAUGCAGGUGCGUUUGGGCCCUCUCAACCACCAGAUUCUAGUUCACCUCAAGGAAGUCCAAACAAUAAUAAUAAUGAUAACAUUCCACCAGCAGGUGGAAGUUCAAAUGGGAAUACACCACCGAGUUCUGGAGGCCCGGCAAGUCCGGAUUCCCCUCAAAUUGGAAGCGGUAGCAUACCGAUAAGUACGUCUCCAGGUGGUCAAAACGGAUUGAAUCCUAGUUUAUUUGAUCCAAAUUCACCAAACGAUGCAGGCUCAAACGAUGCAGGCUCGUUUGGGCCCUCUCAAUUUCCAGAUUCUAGUUCACUUCAAGGGAGUCCAAACAAUAAUAAUAAUGAUAACAUUCCACCUGCAGGUGGACUUUCAAAUGGAAAUUCACCACCAAGUUCCGAAGGAUCGUCUACUGUAACUAAUUUAUACACUAAAUCUUCGGAGUUAAGUAAUUCAGAAUAUUUUAAUGGUGGUGUGAGUCAUUCAGAAAGCAGUCAAUUUGAAGAAAGUAUAAGUAUAACUAGUGAUAGUACUGAAAUGGAAACUCAACAAUAUGUCCUGAAUUCAUACAGUAGCGGGAAAUUUAUUUGUGAUGGCUAUGGUAAAAUUAUUGGCGUUGUCUUUAAUCAUUCUGCAGAUAGUGGUCAAGGGCUCGAUACUAUUGAUUUGGACACAAAUAGUGUUAUUUGGGAAGAUAUUAAUAUGCUUGGGCUCGAUAUAUAUCAAUUUAGUGGAAACGCUGGAAAUUAUGUAGGUGAUAAAGCUGAUAACGCAUACACUUCUUCUAAAAAUUCCCUAGGUGAUGCUGCAAAUUAUGUAGGUGAUAAAGCUGACAAUGCAUACACCGCUUCUAAAAAUUCCCUAGGUGAUGCUGCAAAUUAUGUAGGUGAUAAAGCUGACAAUGCAUACACUUCUUCUAAAAAUUCCUUAGGUGAUGCUGCAAAUCAUGUAGGUGAUAUAGCUGACAAUGCAUAUACUUCUUCAAAAAAUUCCUUAGGUGAUGCUGCAAAUUAUGUUGGUGAUAAAGCUGAUAAUGCAUACACUGCUUCUAAAAAUUCCCUAGGUGAUGCUGCAAAUUAUGUAGGUGAUAAGGCUGGGGCUGUUAACGAUGCCUCAAAAGAAGCUGGAAAUUCAAUACAUAGCGCUACAAAUGAUUAUGGUCAUGAUCUAUAUGAUGCUGGUCAUAAUUUUAAGGAAAAUGCAUUUGGUUCCAGCGAUGGUGAUGUAACUAACAAUGUGUAA
Messenger RNA from Cinara cedri, 5397 nucleotides. NCBI's taxonomy places the organism in Eukaryota, Metazoa, Arthropoda, Insecta, Hemiptera, Aphididae. The record is from the annotation of a GenBank genome assembly.